AUGCCUUUUGCUCAGCUAGUUAUUGGUCCACCUGGAAGUGGGAAAACAACAUAUUGUCAUGGUAUGCAUCUAUUCCUUGCUGCUCUUGGAAGGAAGUCUUCUGUAGUAAAUCUAGACCCUGCAAAUGAUCAUGUUUUAUAUCCUUGUGCUUUGGAUAUACGACAUCUGAUAUCAGUGAACGAAAUUAUGGAAAAAACGGGUCUAGGGCCUAAUGGAGCAGUUAUUUAUGCGCUGGAAACUUUAGAAAAUAACUUUGAUUGGCUAAAGGAAGGUCUUGAGUCUUUGGGGGACGAUUAUAUUCUUUUUGACUGUCCUGGUCAAGUGGAACUUUUUACUCAUCAUGGUUCUUUACGAGAAAUUGUUUCUAAAUUAGAAAAAAUGAAGUAUAGAUUGGUAGUAGUACAUCUUGUAGAUGCACAUUAUUGCACUGAUCCUUCGAAAUAUAUAAGUGUUCUUAUGCUGAGCUUACGUAGCAUGUUGCAAAUGGAUCUUCCUCAUGUGAAUGUUUUAAGUAAAAUUGAUUUAAUAGGAAUGUAUGGUGAAUUAUUAUUUAACUUGGAUUUUUAUACUGAAGUUCAAGAUUUGUCUCAUUUAUUACCUUAUUUAGAAAAUGAUUCGAGGCUAUCGUCAUUUACUUCUUUAAAUGCUUCUAUUUGUGAUAUGAUUGAAAGUUUUGGUUUAGUAGCAUUUGAAACUUUAUGUAUAGAAGAUAAAAUUUCUAUGACAAAAUUGUUGUCAGUAAUAGAUAGGGCUAAUGGAUAUGUUUAUGGUACUUCAGAAGUUGCUCACGAUAGUCUGUUUAGUGUAGCUGUGCGACAAGGAUGGAAUUAUGAGGGAAAUGUACAUGAUGUUCAAGAACGUUGGAUUACGAAUAAAAAACAGUAUGAUGAACAUGAAACCAAGCAAUGGAUGGAAGAAGCCACUUCUAUUAAUAUUCACGAAAGAAUAGAAUAA
Messenger RNA from Pneumocystis murina B123, 954 nucleotides. RefSeq lists its product as hypothetical. NCBI's taxonomy places the organism in Eukaryota, Fungi, Ascomycota, Pneumocystomycetes, Pneumocystales, Pneumocystaceae. The transcript has 7 exons. Gene Ontology annotation, cellular component: cytoplasm. Bases 1 to 954 code for a protein of 317 amino acids. The record is from RefSeq and is a predicted model, not a curated record. Gene Ontology annotation, molecular function: GTPase activity.